CAAUCUCUUCAUAAAUUAAAAUUUUCUAUUUUAGAACCGUCUGACCCAAGGGAAUUGGCGGUCAGAAAAUGGAGGUACUGGAAUGUUAGGAACUGGCUUAUCACGACCUCCAGCGACGUUUCUGUCAAUAUUGUUUCUCCCGAUUGGAAGCUUCAUCAAAUUUCCCAAGUCUAGCACCCUGAGUCGGAAUAAUCCAUCUAUGGAAUUGGAUGACUGGGAACCUAGUGCGCAUGAGCUUGAUUCUCUGGAGCAAGAUGCCCUGAAACAAAUCGCCGAGCGCAACUCGUCAUCUUAUUCUGCUACCACCUCUGUCCAGCAUACUCAGAAAGGUGCUCAAUCUCAACCAUCUAGAAUAACGACUUCAGUUGGGUCAACUAAAACAGCUGGGCACCAUGAAGAUAAUUUGUUAAGAAAGCCACAAAAACGUUUUGUUAAAAUUUUUCUCCAUGCAAGUGGUAAUAUAGCUGCAAGAUUCCUGUUUGAUCAGCAACUUGUUGAUGCCUUCCGCAAAAUACCUAAAGCUGGUUGGAAUGCAAAAGAAAGAUUGUGGAUGUUUCCGCUGUCAUCGUUGUCAUCUGCAGAAAAAGUCCUAAAUGAAGUUUCUAGCUUAAACGUGGAGAUUGAGAGCUUAGAUCCGUUGGUGCGGCGUGCUAUUGCUGCAGCCAAUGAAGUUUGUGAUAUUCAAGAUCGCUAUGAAUACAUUCCUGAAAGCAUUGAAAAAAAGCUAAUGCCUUUUCAGCGGGAUGGUGUACGAUUUGCCUUGCAACAUGGUGCUCGUGUCUUUCUAGCUGAUGAAAUGGGACUUGGAAAGACACUUCAGGUGGUACUUUAACAAAAACUACAUUCCCACAAUGUAGUUAAGCCAUAUUUUAGCUUCGAAGUGAGCUAAUUUUUUUCUAGAAUAUUGGUUGUCAAUUAGGUUAGCAAUAUUGUAGACUUGUCUUGAAUCCACUUGGUCCUUAUCGUGGAACAAUUAGGUGCCAAAUUAGGUGUUUCU
Messenger RNA from Cuscuta campestris, 997 nucleotides. NCBI's taxonomy places the organism in Eukaryota, Viridiplantae, Streptophyta, Magnoliopsida, Solanales, Convolvulaceae. The record is from the annotation of a GenBank genome assembly.